Acomys russatus (golden spiny mouse) is the source of this 1777-nucleotide messenger RNA. It is a transcript of the gene Gata4, whose product is annotated as GATA binding protein 4. Gene Ontology annotation, biological process: negative regulation of transcription by RNA polymerase II; cell fate commitment; positive regulation of transcription by RNA polymerase II. The transcript is spliced from 6 exons. Lineage: Eukaryota; Metazoa; Chordata; Mammalia; Rodentia; Muridae. Gene Ontology annotation, cellular component: nucleus. The record is from RefSeq and is a predicted model, not a curated record. The coding region runs from base 209 to 1543 and encodes 444 amino acids. Gene Ontology annotation, molecular function: zinc ion binding; RNA polymerase II cis-regulatory region sequence-specific DNA binding; DNA-binding transcription factor activity, RNA polymerase II-specific.
UCAGAGCCUAGAGAUUGCUACUCUGAUGCUGGAGUUAAUUCGUAUAUAUUUUGAGCGAGUUGGGCCUCUCCCUAUUGAUUUUUGAUCUCCGAUUUCCUGGCAGUUCUGCACACCUGCAUUUUAAUUCUUGUCACUUUGAUCUGCUGUGCCCCCGUGGCUCCUUGACCUGCAAGUAAAGGGAGGACACCAACGUGCAGAGCUUGGGGCGAUGUACCAAAGCCUGGCCAUGGCCGCCAACCACGGCCCCCCGCCCGGCGCCUACGAAGCGGGAGGCCCUGGCGCCUUCAUGCACAGCGCGGGCGCAGCGUCCUCUCCGGUCUACGUGCCCACGCCGCGGGUACCAUCCUCUGUGCUGGGCCUGUCCUACUUACAGGGCGGAGGCGGGGGCGCUGCGUCUGGAGCCACCUCGGGUGGCAGCUCUGGGGCCGCCCCGUCGGGUGCAGGGCCUGGAACCCAGCAAGGCAGCCCGGGCUGGAGCCAGGCCGGAGCCGACGGAGCCGCCUACACCCCGCCGCCCGUGUCCCCGCGCUUCUCCUUCCCGGGGACUACUGGGUCCCUGGCCGCCGCGGCCGCUGCCGCUGCCGCCCGUGAAGCCGCAGCCUACAGCAGUGGCGGUGGGGCGGCGGGCGCUGGCCUGAGCGGCCGUGAGCAGUAUGGGCGUCCUGGCUUCGCCAGUUCCUACUCCAGCCCCUACCCAGCCUACAUGGCCGAUGUGGGUGCGUCCUGGGCCGCAGCUGCGGCGGCCUCCGCCGGCCCCUUUGACAGCCCAGUCUUGCACAGCCUACCGGGAAGGGCCAACCCUGCCAGACACCCCAAUCUCGUAGAUAUGUUUGAUGACUUCUCAGAAGGCAGAGAAUGUGUCAAUUGUGGGGCCAUGUCCACCCCACUCUGGAGGCGAGAUGGGACAGGACACUACCUGUGCAAUGCCUGUGGCCUCUACCACAAGAUGAAUGGCAUCAACCGACCCCUCAUUAAGCCUCAGCGCCGGCUGUCCGCUUCCCGCCGGGUAGGCCUCUCCUGUGCCAACUGCCAGACCACCACCACCACGCUGUGGCGCCGUAAUGCUGAGGGUGAGCCUGUGUGCAAUGCCUGCGGCCUCUACAUGAAGCUCCAUGGGGUACCCAGGCCUCUUGCAAUGCGGAAGGAGGGGAUUCAAACCAGAAAACGGAAGCCCAAGAACCUGAAUAAAUCUAAGGCACCGGCAGGUCCUACCGGAGAGAGCGUCCCUCCUACUAGCAGUGCCUCCAGCAACUCCAGCAAUGCCACCAGCAGCAGCAACAGCAGCAGCGAAGAGAUGCGCCCCAUCAAGACAGAGCCUGGGCUGUCAUCUCACUAUGGGCACAGCAGUUCCAUGUCCCAGACAUUCUCUGUCAGUACUGUGUCCAGCCAUGGGCCCUCCAUCCAUCCAGCGCUGUCGGCUCUGAAGCUCUCCCCACAAGGCUAUGCAUCUCCUGUCACUCAGACAUCGCAGGCCAGCUCCAAGCAGGACUCUUGGAACAGCCUGGUCCUGGCUGACAGCCACGGGGACAUAAUCACCGCAUAAUCAGCCUCCCCUCUCCCUCUUCAAAUUCCUGCUCGGACUUGGGACCUGGGGAGGGGGCCAGCAAAGUCUGAGGCUGGGGUACCCUGGCCGGCCCCUUUGUCUGGGAACAACUCCCGAAGAACACCUGGGUAGAACUUGAAGUUGUUGACAGUCGCUUAGGGAUGUGGGUACUGGCUUUCUACAACUGCCUUUCCCAGGUGGACCACUGGAAAGAACCUGCAUAUUCCUACAGAC